Molecule: messenger RNA, 8502 nt
Organism: Danio rerio (zebrafish)
Lineage: Eukaryota; Metazoa; Chordata; Actinopteri; Cypriniformes; Danionidae
Source: RefSeq, a predicted model, not a curated record
GAACAAUCUUAACUUCUAUUUUGUGCUGACGUUUCAUUAAGACUUUAGACAUUAGUAUUCACUUUAUACUUGUACUCAUCCAGCGGUCUCUCUCUCUCUCCAGGUUUCCCUGAUUCUCCAGGGAGUGUUGAGCGAUGGAAGGGCUGCAGUGCGAUGGCUGUGAUUUUCGUGCAGAGUCGUAUGAGGAGCUGAAGGCUCACAUCCGGGACAUCCACACUGCCUUCCUGCAGCCCGCAGAGGUGCAAGACGGAGACGGAGACGAGACCCCGAAACGCUCCAGAUCCACAUCACUGAGCCAAACUGAGGAUGAGGAGGACUCCACCAACCAGGAGAGAGACCCACUGAAGGAGGAAACAGGUGUCUCCUCCUUUAACAAAGACUUUGGGCACUUCUCCGGUUCAAAGCAAGCCAAACACAACCCGUCAGCAAAACCUUCAAACAAAACCACAGCUCCGUUUUUUCAGUGCAAGUUCUGCGUGCGCUACUUCAGAUCCAGCUCUCUUCUUAGUGAGCACACCAGGAAGGUUCAUGGUGAAGCAGGCGAUGAAAGAUCCCUCAAAACUCCCAAGCAGGCCAGCUCUUCAAUGCACAAUGCAGUAGGAACAGUCUUUUCCUGCCAAUAUUGCACGUAUAAAUCCCCACACAGAGCACGGAUUCUGAAACACCAGAAGGUGCAUCAUAAAGAAGCUCCUACAGGCCUCUCAGCUCCCCCUGCUGACGCGGAGGUUCUGGAUUUGGACUCUGAUGUCUCCUCAAUUGAGGAACUAAGUGAAGAUUCACCAGGGGAUGUAGAACGGCAUGUACUGGAGUCUAUGAUUAAACCCCAAUCAAAAGGAGGCUUUAACUGUGAAUGGUGUGGCUUUCAGACUUCACAAAGGCAGCAGCUAGCUGAUCACAUGAUGAAGAAACACCGUAACAUGGUGAAGAUCAUGGUGUCUUUGCAGCAACCUAAAGUGCAAGAUGGAAGUGCAGGAUCCAGCAAAUCAGACUCCGCUUCGUCCAGGAGAAGCACUCCAACCUCCAAUUUAAACCUGAAUGAUAUAGCGGGCAAUGAAAGUUCUUCAGCAAAUGCCUCUUCAGUUAAAGGAUCUGGCAACGCAUCACUUAAGGCCAGUUCAGGGAUAUCAAGUUUUCAGUACUCACAGCUCACAUCAAAAAUACCUAACAGCACAGGAUCUUCCAUACUGUCAGAGAGAUCGACUUUCGCCAUGUCAGACAUAUCCAGGUCUGGCAUGGAUCUCGAUGCCAGUGUGCUGAAUGAUUCCAGAAGCAGUUCAGAUGAUGAACUCUGUGACAUGGAUGACGCUAAUAACACAGAGUCGGCUAAGGAUUCAGCUAAGCUGCUUCUGUCUGAGGAGGAUAAUGACUUGCUUGAAACAAAAGGAGUUCCAUUCAGAAGACACAUGAACCGGUUCCAGUGCCCUUUCUGCUCCUUUUUGACCAUGCACCGGCGUAGUAUUUCCCGUCACAUAGAAAACAUACAUCUAUCUGGCAAAGCCACGGUGUAUAAAUGCGAUUCAUGCCCCUUUCUUUGCACCAACCCACUGAAACUUGACGCGCACAAGCAAUGUCACAGUGGGUCUUCCGAAUGGGACACCAUGGACCUGACUAGUGGAAGUCCUGAAGGUCAAGCCGAAUGCUCCGAGCCGGUGAAUGGAGGAAACGGCAGCUCCAAAAUCAAUGGGAAAAAGUCCAGUGGAGGGGAGGAGCAACAGGGUCCUCACCGGUGCUCACUGUGCAACUUCUCCACCAUCACACUCAAAGGUCUACGUGUCCACCAGCAACACAAACACUCAUACUGUGAUGGAACACAAGUCCCUGGCCAAGAGGGUUUAUCCACUGAGCAGCAAGAUUCUGAAUCCGAGUCUUGUGGUUCCUCAAGCUUUGUACAAAAAACUCAAACCUCAAUUCUUGGAUUUUCAACCAAGAAGCACCUUAUUGGGAAGACUGCAAGAAAGUCCAUAAACGAUUUGCCCUUAGAUCUCUCUCCCGUCAAAAAACGGACAAGGAUUGAUGAAAUUGCAAAUAAUCUCCAGAGCAAGAUUAGUCAAAGCCAGCAGCAUGAGGAUGUGAUCAACCUCGAGGAGAUGGAUGAUGAUGUUGAGGAGAAUGGCAAUCACAUUGAUGCAGAAGCAAGCAAAGACAGAGAUUCGUCUAAUGCUCGAAGCCAGCACUACAUGUUCAACACUCAGCACCUUCAUGGUAGGAAUUCUGGAGGUCUUCCAACAGAACGUGGUGUUGGGAAAAGAAAGCGAAGCCUGCAGUCUAAACUCAGCUCAAGAAACCUUCCAGUUCAAUUAACCAUUUCUGAUGAUGAAGACAGUUACAGUGGCUCCUUGGAGUCUAAACAUGCUCAAGAUCAAAGCAGUCAAGAUGGCAGAGAAAUGCACCAGGAGAAUGUUGAAUACACUGCGGAACCUGGGAACCUGUUCUACUGCAAACACUGCGAGUACCAAAACAAGUCUGCUCGCAGCGUCAGCACACACUACCAGAGGAUGCACCCGUACAUCAAGUUUAGCUUCAGAUACAUCCUGGACCCAGAGGAUCAGAGCGCAGUCUUCCGUUGUCUCGAGUGCUUCAUUGAAUAUAACAACUUUAAUGAUCUGCACCAGCACUAUAUGACCCAUCAUCCAGAAGCAAGCAACGUCUUAAACUUUAACCAGCCAGAUCUUGUGUAUAUGUGUCGUUUUUGUUCCUACACAAGUCCAAAUGUGCGUAGCCUGAUGCCCCAUUAUCAAAGGAUGCACCCUUCGGUGAAGAUCAACAAUGCUAUGAUCUUCUCAAGCUAUAUGGUCGAUCAGCCUCAUAAGGGUGCGACUGAGUCGCAAACACUGAGAGAAAUCUUGAAUUCUGGCCCAAAGAGUUUUAGCUCCACCUCAUCUGGGUCCAGAUCGUCAUCCAGCCCUGCUCUCAAAAGCAUUUCCAAAACGCCAGAAGCAAAUGCAGAGGUUGAAACACUUCGAGAAAGCCUGGGGGGCAAUGUGGUGGUGUAUGACUGUGAUGUCUGUUCGUUCUCAAGUCCCAACAUGCACUCAGUACUGGUCCAUUAUCAAAAGAAGCAUCCCGAGCAAAAGGCCUCAUACUUCCGCAUACAGAAGACCAUGCGGGUCAUUUCUGUCGAGCGAGCACAGAUGGCCAGCAAUUCAACCUACAGCCUGACCAGCACUCCUAAGUCUUCAAACCCCAUCCUGCCUGUGCCUCUGGAUGAGGAUGUUUACUACUGCAAACACUGUGUCUACAACAACCGCUCUGUCGUGGGCGUUCUGGUCCACUACCAAAAGAGACAUCCGGAGAUUAAAGUAACAGCAAAGUACAUAAAACAGGCACCUCCAACCCCUGGACUGCUGAAACUCAUGGAUGAGCUACAAAUCGCCCCGCCUAAACAAUUUCUGAAGCAGUUUAGCAACAACGGCAUUGAAGGGUCUGGUAAUUCCAACACUAAAGGAGCAUCCGACAAGGGGGAACCAGAAAUGCUGUUUUUCUGUCAGCACUGCGACUACGGGAACCGCACUGUGAAGGGGGUGUUGAUUCACUACCAGAAGAAACAUAGAGACGUGAAGGCCAAUGCAGACCUCGUUCGUAGACACACCGCUGUGGUCCAGAGUCAGAGAGAGCGAGCGCAGAUGAUCCAAUCGGGAAGUUCUACAUCCACUUCUACUGUAGCUACUGAAGCUGAAAAAUCCAGGUCGUUGCGAUCUUUGAAGUGUAGACACUGUCCAUACACUUCUCCUUAUGUGUAUGCCUUGAAGAAGCAUCUAAAGAAGGAUCAUCCUACUGUGAAGGCCACAGCUAUGACUAUCUUACACUGGGCUUAUCAGGACGGCGUGCUGGAGGCUGGUUAUCACUGUGAGUGGUGCAUCUAUUCCCACGCUGAACCAAGUGGGCUGCUCAUGCAUUACCAAAGACGCCACCCUGAGCACAAUGUGGACUACACGUACAUGGCCAGCAAGCUGUGGGCUGGUCCUGAUUCUUCCACAAGCAGGCAAGCUGGGAAUUCUGAAACAAAGCAUUAUCAGUGUAGAGAUUGCGCCUUUGAGGCAUGCUCCAUUUGGGACAUUACUAACCAUUAUCAAGCAGUGCACCCUUGGGCCAUCAAAGGUGACGAGUCUGUUCUCAUCGACAUUAUCAAAGGAAACAAAGCACCAGAUAAGCAGCUCCCACAACAAACCAAAGCACAUGCUUCGAUGUCCAGUCCGUUCAAUAGUCACCAUCAGGAAGAUGUUGCAGUUGAAAUGAAUCGGCCACCUCUAGAUCGGCAGCCAAAUCUAUCUCUGUCUGCCACCUCGUCGAUCUCAAACAACCCUUACCAGUGCACCGUCUGCUUGUCUGAGUACAAUAGUCUUCAUGGACUUCUGACCCACUACGGCAAGAAACACCCAGGCAUGAAAGUGAAAGCUGCUGACUUUGCUCAGGAAGCGGACAUCAACCCUAGCUCGGUUUACAAGUGCAGACAUUGUCCGUAUGUGAACUCCCGAAUACACGGGGUUCUCACACACUAUCAAAAACGCCAUCCAUCAAUUAAAGUCACCGCUGAAGACUUUGUUGAUGAUGUUGAGCAAGUAAACGAGGUGUCGAGUGAGAACGAAGAGCGAUCUAAAACCCAGAGGCAAGGCUACGGCGCAUACCGCUGCAAGAUGUGUCCUUACACACAUGGCACUUUAGAAAAACUCAAAAUACACUAUGAGAAAUACCAUAAUCAGCCUGCUGCACACAUGUUUAAAGCAAGUAACAUACAGUCGCCAACUGGAAGGGAUGAUUUAGUGGCCGAAUGCAGCACUAGCAGUCAACCCGAAGUUCCGGAGGUGUGUGACUAUAACGUACCAAUUUCCGAAGUCGCAAAAAGCGAUAAGCAUGCAGUGUUUAAAUGUCAGCUGUGCAAAUACUUCUGCUCCACCAGGAAGGGCAUUGCCCGCCACUACCGUAUCAAGCAUAAUAAUGUCCGAGCACAGCCAGAAGGGAAGAAUAACGUCUUUAAAUGCGCUCUCUGCUCUUACACCAACCCCAUCCGCAAAGGCCUCGCGGCACACUACCAAAAACGCCACGACAUUGAUGCAUACUACACACAUUGCUUGGCAGCUUCCAAGACUGUGACUGAGAAACCAAAUAAAGUGAUGUUGCCCCUGGCGUCAGAAGCCGAUUCUUCGGGGAUGAGCGAGGAGUUACGGCAAGCGGUGGACCGAAGGAAAUGUUCGCUUUGCUCCUUCCAGGCUUUCAGCAGGAAGAGUAUAGUUUCUCAUUACAUAAAGCGCCACCCAGGAGUCUUUCCAAAAAAGCAGGCCGCCAGCAAACUGGGCCGAUACUUCACUAUGAUCUACCCCAAGGACGCGGAAGAAUCUCCUAUAGUGGAGAACGUGGAGAUAGUUGAAGUGAAGGAUGAGGUGGAGCCUGAAGGAGAGGUCGACUGGCUGCCCUUUAAAUGUCUGAAAUGCUUCAAACUCUCGUUUAAUGCGGAGGAGCUGCUGGUGAUGCAUUACAACGACUGUCACGACAAGGAACUGAAGCGGGAUUUCGUCACCGUCCCGAGCCCUGUAGAAGAUGGCACUGAGCUCUACCAAUGCACACACUGUGAAAUCAAGUUCCUGACUCUUCCAGAACUCAGCAUCCAUCUCACGAACCACAACGAGGACUUUCAGAAAAAAGCCAUGCGGAUGGAAAGGAGAAAACAGCUUCAGAGCAAGCAGAAGACGGUCGAGCCGCCGGAAGCCAAACCAGAGAUUAAGGUGGACAGCACACCUGGUAAGACACCUGUUGGCUACAAGUGUAACUUCUGCGUGGAGAUCCAUCCCAGCCUGAGGUCCAUCUGCAACCACCUGAGGAAACACGUGCAGUACCGUGAGGCCAAGGACGCACAUCUGAAGCAGGAGUCUGCAGAGGCGCCGGUCACUCCAGCAGGGGUCAGUAAUGGAGAUCUGCUGUCGGGGCCCGCCGAGGCUCCAGCUGGGGUCAGUGUGUCGGAGCCGGAGCCGCCGGACGGUCUGGAGCCGCUGGAGAAGAGCCGUCUCCCGCCUGGACACCCCUGCGGACUCUGCGACCGCAUGUUCAUGUCCAUGCAGGGCCUGCGCUCGCACGAGAGGAGCCACUCGGCCGUCACGCUGCUCAACCGCAGCGACAAACACAACUGCCAGUACUGCCAGUUCUCCUCGCCGUUCAGACACAAUCUGGAUCGACAUGUUCAGUCUCAUCACGGACAUCAGAAACCCUUCCGCUGCAAGCUCUGUCCCUUUAAAUCCUCAUACAUGAGCCGCUUGAAGAGCCACAUGAACAAAACACACGCGGGUGAGCGCCCGUAUAAGUGUGUGUCGUGUGUGUUCUCCGCGGUGAGCAUCAGUCAGCUGAAGGAGCACUCGCUGCAGGAGCACGGAGAGACGCUGACGCUGCACCGACUCAAAACUGCAGCUCCGAGAAACACACAACCUGCAGACGAGGACGAGGAGGAGGAGGAGGAAGAGGAGGAGAAACCAGAGCGCAGCGAGUCUGCAUAUCUGGAGCCGGCAGAUGUGCAGCAGCAGAUCAGUCAUUUCCAGCUGUCGUCUCGUGUUCAGAGCGAUGUUUCCUCCAGUCCGUCUGACACCGCGCUCCCGCAGGCCCGGCCCGAAUCCAUCCUCACCUGCGAGUUCUGCGAGUUCAGCUCCGGAUACAUGCAGAGUCUGCGCAGACACUACCGAGACCGGCACGGAGGAAAGAAGCUCUUCAAGUGCAAAGACUGCACCUUCUUCACCUGCAACAAGUCCACGUUCACGCUGCACGUUGAAGGUGGUCACAGCAGCAGCAGCACCACCGGCGCCGCUGAGGAGCCGCAGAAAGAGUUACGAUGUCCGUUCUGUCUGUAUCACACCAAACACAAGAGCAGCAUGAUCGACCACAUCGUCCUGCACAGAGAGGAGCGUGUGGUGCCGCUGGAGAUCUCGCGCUCGAAGCUGUCUCGUCAUCUGGAGGGUCUGGUAUUCAGAUGCCAUAAAUGCACCUUCACCUGUUCCAGCGAGCAGAACCUGCAGCAGCACAUCCAGAAGCAUGAGGAGCUGAAGCCGUAUCAGUGUCAGCUCUGCUAUUACGAUAGCAAACUCCUGCACGAGCUGGAGACGCACCUGCAGGACCAGCACAAGGUGAUCCGCAACUAUGAGCUGGUGGGUCGAGUGAACCUGGACCAGCUGGACCUCCUGAAGGACAAGAUGAAGGACAUGAGCAGCAGUGAGGAAGAGGAGCGAGAGGAAACAGAGCCUGUGGAGGAGGAAGCAGAGGAAGAGGAAGAGCUGCCAAUGGAGGAGGAAGAGGAGGAGAAGCUGCCGGAGGACAGACAGGAGGAGACCAGCUGCCAGACUGAGGACGCAGAUGCUGCAGAUGUUGCGUCUCCAGAAUCUCCAGGCAGCGUUGCAGUGAAGCGUUUUCCAUGCGAGUUCUGCGGCCGCACGUUCACACUGAGCACAGAAUGGGAACGACACGUCCUCCGACACGGCAUGACUGUUAACGGCAGCAAGACAGAGGGCAGUCCUGUUCCCUCCUCAGCGCUGCCUCUGAUUGGUCCCCUGGCUGUGAUUGACAGAGAGCUGGACCAAUCCGGCGACACCGACGAUCAAUCCGACCAAUCCAAGUGUCAGAAUCCGAACGAAGAAGAAAAAAAGACGCUGGAGACCAAAAACGACCCAUAGGAGUAAAAGGAACGCUGUAGAGAAACUCAAGAAUGUCGUACGUUUGUGGUUUUCGUCUGUCCGUUUUUCAUCGGUUUGGUUGCAGAACAACAUUUGGCUGCUUCAUGAUUGUUUGGGUGUCUCGGCUCGGAGGUUUGCUAGAUGUUUCAUGUUUGUUCAGUUGCUGAAUCUUACACUGAAUUUUACAAAGUGUGACUUGGUCCCUCAGGACAGAUGUUGAUAUAUUGGUAACCAAUAGUGAAUGAAACUGUGAGUCUGAUGUCGCGCUGGAAUCUCGAGUCCCUCCGCCCAGAGAUUUCCCAUGAUCCUUCAUUCCAAAGCCCCCUUUUUUCCACUUCCCAUGCACUUUUAAGAGUAAAACCCUGAACCGUACCAAUCGAAUGUCUUCCGCGCGCACACACUGAUAGUCUUGAAGACGGUGUGUCGGCGCUUCAGAAGCUUCUUCAGGAGGGACUCGGAUUCUCUCCAGAUGUCGCCUGACAGUUUUACUUUUUUACAUUUUAGCCUUGUGUUAAUCUUCCUGUAGCUGAAUUCCUUGAGGAAUAGUUGUCAUCUUAUUUAUCUAGAUUUAUCAGAGGUUUGAUUCUUUUAGACGUGAUUUUAGAGAGUGUGUGUGUGUGUGUGUGUGUGUGUGUCCCGCUCCCCUAAACAAAACAAAAAAAGAAACUGGUAGCAGGGUGCUACUGGGGAAAGAUCUCUUGCACUUCUGCUUGACUUUAAUAACGGCUGAUGCUCUUCGUCUAUUGGUCCAGAGACGUUCCUGAUGGAUCUAAUUGGUCGAUUAUCCUCCCUGUUCUGCAUCUGAUUGGCUGAUUCAGAUUAAAGGAACUCUUCCCGAAUGUUCAGUUAUAGCUUA